UGGGGUCUACUUUCCACUGGUUACCCUUACGUCCUACUUGGUAAUCUGAAAUCAAUUUUUGCCCAUUUCUACAUCGGCGCUCCUCCUGAAAAUUGACGGCGAAUCAGAAUCUUGAGCUGGAAAGUGAAAUGUCUUCUGGAAAUUCUUUAUCUGUACUAGGGUAUAUGCAUAUAUGUAGCCAAAAAUCUAAAUCGUAUUCUGUUGGGUGCUUUUUGUAUUUCAGUUUUUCUGCUGGUGAUUUUGCUGUACUCCGGCGACCGAAGCCUCCAAUUUUUCGUCCGCAAAAUGAUCAAUACAAAGUGGGCAGAAGGUUUAGGAGCAACUCAGGACAGAAAAUGAGAACCCCCGCGGCCACCGUCCGUUUUCGAACCGCUGACGGUCGCCUCAAGUAUCCUGGCUUCCUCACAACUGCUAAGAAACACAAAUCAACCUUUGUGCAGCUCUACAUUAUGUGUGGAGUCCUAGUGAUGAGCAUAGGAUCUCUCGGCCAGAAGUACCGCCUUCACGAGCUCACGGAGGAUGCCGUUGUCCUCAAAGAAGAGCAAGAGAGCAUCAUUGCUCGCAUGAAUCACAUCAAGCAGAGUCUACGUGCUGAGGCCGCAGCCGAGCCCACAGGAGCUUUCGCAGCUAGGCUUCGCCUCCUCCUCGGAGAUGAAUGAUGCACCCCUUCCUUCUCCCUCUAAAUAAGCUUGAUUUUAUGAAUGGUCGCUGUUUUUGGUGAAUGAUUUGUAUAGAGUUUUAUUAAUAAUUUUGUGAAAAUUAGGGAUUUAGGAAGAGUUAUGGCUGAUAUUCUUAUCCUUUGAUUGAGGAUUUUAAACUGAGGUUAUAUAUUUUUAAUGUCUUUGUUUUAUUGGACUUGGUGGUAAGUUUAUUUGAAA
Molecule: messenger RNA, 878 nt
Organism: Salvia miltiorrhiza (redroot sage)
Lineage: Eukaryota; Viridiplantae; Streptophyta; Magnoliopsida; Lamiales; Lamiaceae
Exons: 3
Coding region: 129-659 (176 amino acids)
Source: RefSeq, a predicted model, not a curated record